AUGUCUCUUCUUGUGAUUGGGUUUGACACACACGCCGAGACUGUUGAAAAACUUCAGUUGAAAAUUCUUACACAAAUUCUGCCAGGGACGGGGUACUCUCUUUUUUCCCUACAAACUGGGGAAGUACUUCUUCCUCCAACAAAUGAUAGAAAACUCCUCACUACACGCUUCAAAACGUUUAAUGCUCCUUUAGACUUUUAUAAGUGCUUUGAGACGAUCAAAAUGUAUGACGUGUUCGAGUCUAUUUACUUUGUGUUUGUCGUGUCACACCCCAUCACGAUUCCAUCAAAAGAGCUUUGGACUAAAGAAACGCGUCCGUACGCGGUACUAGCAUAUCAAACGACAGUGACUUAUAUCAAGAAAGACGCUCCAAUAGUUAUUCCUUUGAAUCUUGGGCUUCAAGAGGAUGUCCUCAGAGAGGACAUCCUCAACAUCUUAGAGAAACAGAACUUCUUUGGAACAGCCAAGAAGAAGGCGAUCCCCAAAAUGCGGAGUGGGGGCUAUGAAAAGCGACAAGAGAAGGUCCGCUGUAAAAUAGUGAAAGUGACAUAUGUCGACAAGUCGUAUUGUUUGCCGAUCCCAAUCGUUGAAGAGCAACAGUUAGUCAGUUCCGUCAUGUGUGGGACUUGUGAAGUUUGUAAUGAGUCUGGCAAAAGCGUUGUGAACCCGCAGAAGGGGGUUUUUGUGUUACGAUUUGUCGAGAUCACACCAAUACUGUUCUCAUUGACUUACGAGGACAUUGUCUUCGUGGUGUUAAAAAAGGAGAUCCAAGUCGCUCGCUUCGAGGCAAACAAACGAAGUUACUUGCGAAUCAAAUGCCAGAGGGGAAGUGCUAUGGUGUUCGACCAAAUCUUUUGGGUGGCGGAUAAAGAAGAAAAGAUCGUUGGCUUCAUCGAAAAGAUCAAUUCGGUGAUGGACCAAAAAAUCCCACAAAGGUACCUAAACCUGGUUAUUGGGCUAAGUAGAAAUAACACUGAACUCCUCUCUUCGUUUGCUAAUGAACCUUGUGACGGGUAUGUCCAUCAGCAUUGUUAA
Entamoeba invadens IP1 is the source of this 1035-nucleotide messenger RNA. RefSeq lists its product as hypothetical. The transcript has a single exon. The coding region runs from base 1 to 1035 and encodes 344 amino acids. Lineage: Eukaryota; Evosea; Mastigamoebida; Endamoebidae. The record is from RefSeq and is a predicted model, not a curated record.